This is a messenger RNA of Serpula lacrymans var. lacrymans S7.9, 3086 nucleotides long. RefSeq lists its product as uncharacterized. The transcript has 16 exons. NCBI's taxonomy places the organism in Eukaryota, Fungi, Basidiomycota, Agaricomycetes, Boletales, Serpulaceae. The record is from RefSeq and is a predicted model, not a curated record. Gene Ontology annotation, molecular function: allantoinase activity. Gene Ontology annotation, cellular component: cytoplasm. The coding region runs from base 1 to 2916 and encodes 971 amino acids. Gene Ontology annotation, biological process: purine nucleobase catabolic process.
AUGGAUAAGCGGAUUGCUCUACUGGACUCUGGUACAGGGCACUGCAAAAGCCUUAGCACUGGCAGGAUUAUUGCAUUUUUGUCUUUGUUUGUUGUCUCAGCUCUCUUCACGACGGGCCUUCAUUUCGAAACCAGUAAUUUUCAAGCGCGGAUUCAACAUGUACCUAUCAAUGCACAACAGAUACUGAGGAAAUGUGCAGCCUUGAAAGUACGUCCAGGGCCUCCUGAAGGUUUUCAGCACAGGGCGGUAUCGGACAGAUAUGACUUUGGAACACCUUCAACGCUGAUCACGAACGCGAGGAUUUGGACUGGAGAACAUAAUGGAACGGAAAUCUUGUUCGGCGAUUUGUUACUGGACAAUGGAAUAAUUAAAGCAGUUGGAUAUGUCCCUGAAGAUUUACUCUCCACCACGACUAACCUUACCAUCGUCGAUGCCCAGGGUGCAUGGGUUACACCGGGUUUGGUCGACCUUCAUUCUCAUGUUGGAAUGUUGAGCGCACCUCUUCUAGCAGGUGUCAUCGAUGUGAAUUCACCAAAAGGCCCUAUUUUGCCGUGGUUAAGGAGUAUCGAUGGUUUCAAUACGCAUGAUGAAUCAAUUCGUCUAGCUAUGGCUGGUGGUAUCACUACGGCCCAAGUCUUACCUGGGAGUAGUAAUGCAAUCGGCGGGCAAGCAUUCAUGAUGAAGCUUAGAAAGACCCCUGAGAGGUCUCCAUCAUCCAUGAUCUUAGAACCACCGCAUACUCUCAACGGAACAGAUAACGGCCCAAAUUUAACGCCUCGUUGGCGUCAUAUGAAGCAGGCUUGUGGUGAAAACCUAAUUCGCCAUGGAACGCGCAUGGAUGCUGUUUGGUCCUUCAGAGCUGCCUACGAGGAAGCGCGUAAGAUCAAGGCUGCGCAGGAUAAAUACUGUGAGGAUGUGGAAGCAGGAACAUGGAACUCCCGCGAAGACUUCCCUGAGAGUCUGCAGUGGGAGAUGCUCGUUGACGUCCUGCGAGGACGCGUCAAGAUUUCAAAUCACUGCUAUGAAGCGGUAGAUCUUGAUAAUAUUCUAACGAAUGAAUUUCACUUCCCUAUUGCAUCGUUCCAUCAUGCCUCUGAAGCCUGGCUAGUUCCUGAUGUAUUGAAAAGAACGUGGGGAGGAACUCCAGCUGCUGCAAUAUUUGCUACCAAUCAUAGGUAUAAACGCGAGUCGUACAGAGGAUCCGAAUAUGCUGCGCGCGUCCUCGCCGAUAACAACAUCCCAGUGGUGAUGAAGUCUGAUCAUCCCGUACUUAACUCUCGCUACCUUCUUUAUGAGGCACAGCAAGCCCAUUACUUUGGUUUACCAUAUAACCUCGCACUUGCUUCUGUGACCUCUGUGCCGGCAACUAUCGCUGGUCUUGAUCAUCGCAUUGGUUUUAUCAGGCAGGGCGCCGACGCAGAUAUCGUGCUUUGGGAUUCCCACCCAUUACAUCUCGGCGCUACCUCUGUUGGGAUUUGGAUUGACGGCAUUGCUCAAAUCCCCAUUCCAUCUAAAGCAGGCGAAAACGCAGGGCUAGUUGACAUUGGAAAGUGCAAGGAAGGCCAGACAUGGCUGAAUUUGCCUCAGGUCCCCGUUUGGGACGAAGAACGCCAGAAAGCUGUUCACUGGGAUGGCCUUCCACCGUUGGAGCCGAUAAGUCAGCGCAAACAAGUGGUCUUUGUGAAUGUCAAGGAGCUGUGGAUCAAAGGCGAACGUGGUAUAGAAGAGAUCAACCUGUCGGACGAUCAGCAAAAGGGACAGACGAUCGUAGCCAUUAAAGAUGGUCACAUUGUAUGCGCAGGUAUCACAUCCACAUGUGAAUCAGUGGUAGCCGAGCUCGAGACAUCGAUCGAGUUUAUUGACUUGCAUAAUGGAACUAUCUCACCUGGUUUAAUGUCCUAUGGAUCACCUCUGGGAUUAGAAGAAAUAGCUGGGGAGCCAUCGACAGGCAAUGGGCCAUUACAUGAUUCUUUCCUUGCGGAUGUACCCAGCAUACUAGGUGACGCAGGUGGUCUCGUACGUGCAGUGGACGCACUUCAAUUCAGCACCCGGAAUGCACUGACGGCCUAUCGUGCAGGCGUGACUUCUGCUACAUCUUCUUUAUUCAAGAGAACACUUUUCGAUGGUGCUUCACCUAGCUUUUCAGGGCUCUCUACAACUUUCCGGACUGGUUCUCGACAUAUAUUGGAUAAAGGAGCCUUGAUCCAAGAAGUGGCCGCACUUCAUGUGUCCAUUGGCAGACCCCAUCCUUUAGCUUCGAAGUCUGGAAAGAAGAUCAUCAGUAUCAGUGAACAAAUUGCAAUCCUGCGCCGACUGCUUCUUGAUCCCGGCUCCCAAGAAACCCUGACUGGACAGUGGUUUAAGAAAGCUUCUCAGGGCACCAUACCCCUUGUCAUUGAGGUUCAUAGUGCAGAUAUCAUGGCAUCCUUGUUACUGCUAAAGAAAGAAGUUCAACGGGCCCAUGGCUCCGCACUAAGGCUAAUCUUCGCUGGGGCCUCCGAAGCACAUAUUCUUGCGGAAGAAAUCGGUGAAGCUGAUGUAGGCGUAAUCAUCAAUCCUGCAAGACCAUACCCAGGGGAAUGGGAUCAACGUAGGAUAUUACCUGGUCCUCCACUCUCCAAUGAUACACAAGCUGUCACUCUGAUUCGGAAUGGUGUCCUAGUGGCAUUAGGUGUUCCUGAAGCGUGGGCUGCGCGGAAUGCUAGGUUUGAUAUGGCAUGGGCAUCGCUCGAGUCUCAUGGGAAAAUCGACCAACGUCAAGCGUACGCCUUAGUGACAACUAAUCUGGACAGAAUGCUAGGUGUAGAAGAUGUAGAUUUGGAUUUAGUCGCGUAUGAUGGAGGAAGUGUGUUUGAUAUGUCGAGUAAAGUAGCUGCUGUGAUAUCUUCCCAGAGAGGAAUGGUGGAUAUUUUGUAGCACAUGUACGGAUUAUAUAUUUGAUAUCCUUACCUCUGAAUCGCCUAUGAUCAGAAGAAUAGGACUGCUAUACUACGCCUAACAACGCCGCACCACUUUUGAUCCCUCUUCCUCGGGCGGCAGCGAAGCUUAUGAAGACGCAACUAAACAGGAAACCAGCGAAUCUAAAG